GUCUUUCCAAGUACUGAAAUUUGCAAAAUCGAAAAAUCGAUAGCGCAAGCACAAAAUGAAAUGCUCAAUUGAAGGAGUAUUUGACCAAAGGUUCUGCCUGUGUUAAUGUCGUGGUAACUUUCUAUUGACCACUAAAUUGUCCCUCCUGCGAAGACACUAACAGACAAUCCCCAAUCUCGGUCUACCUUACCAUCCGUAGAUCCUCAUCGUCACUCAUCACAGCCGCCAAUGCUCGCCGGAGCCGACCACUCGUAACCGCCGAUGCAGACGAACAACACAGCCUCACAUGGUGUCCUUAUGCAAUGCUCCCACCUCGAUUCCUCAAACCCAAUAGCAAACCCUGCGUCGUCCAGGCCAUCUUCAAACUCUGCUCUCAAGGCCACCUCUCACAAGCCGUCGAUUCUCUAGACCUUUUGGCACGCAAAGGUCAACGCCUAGACUCUCAAACUCUAGCUUUCCUCUUACAACAGUGUGCGAAUUCUCACUCUCUUAAAGAAGGUAAAUUGGUUCACCUCCAUUUGAAAGUCACUGGUCGGAAGAAACCCGACACGUUGCUGUCCAACCACUUGAUCAAGUUCUACUGCAGAUGUGGCGAGCACGUGGAAGCACGCAAGGUGUUUGAUAAAAUGUCCGCGAGAAAUUUGUAUUCUUGGAAUAGUAUGCUUUCUGGGUAUGCGAAAUCAGGGAUGAUUAAACCCGCUAGGAGGUUGUUUGAUAAAAUGCCUGAGAGAGAUGUUGUGUCUUGGAAUACGAUGGUGGUUGCGUAUGCGCAAAGUGGGUGUUGCUAUGAGGCUUGGAUGUUUUAUUUAGAUUUCAGGAGGUCGGCUAUUGGGUUUAGUGAGUUUAGCUUUGCUGGUGUUUUUACGGUUUGUGUGAAGUUGAAGGAACUGGGACUUACCAGGCAGGUUCAUUGUCAGGUUUUGGUUGCCGGGUUCUUGUCGAAUGUGGUUCUUUCUAGUUCUGCAGUUGAUGCUUAUGCCAAAUGUGGGGAGAUGAGUGAUGCAAGGAAAUUGUUUGAUGAGAUGGGUGUCAGGGAUGUCCUUGCUUGGACUACCUUAGUCUCAGGAUAUGCCAAGUGGGGUGAUAUGCAAGCGGCUAGUGAAUUGUUUGAUGCAAUGCCUGAGAAGAACCCUGUGUCAUGGACUGCUUUGAUCGCUGGGUAUGCUCGGAAUAGCAUGGGAAACAAGGCCCUUGAAAUGUUCUCAAAGAUGAUGAUGUUUCGAUUUAGACCAGAUCAAUUCACUUUCAGCAGUUGUCUUUGCGCUUGUGCGAGCAUAGCUUCACUUAAGCUUGGCAAGCAAAUUCAUGCUUAUUUGACACGAACUGGUUUUAGGCCGAACGCGAUAGUCAUCAGUUCUCUUAUUGACAUGUAUUCGAAGUGUGGAAGUUUGGGAGACGGGAGGCGCGUUUUUGAUAUUAUGGGUAAUAAGCAAAACUGUGUGCUAUGGAACACGAUGUUAUCAGCCUUAGCACAGCAUGGCUACGGUGAGGCAGCAACAAAGAUGUAUGAUGACAUGGUAAGAUCAGAUGUUAAACCAGAUAGGAUAACCUUUGUUGUCAUACUCAAUGCAUGCAGUCACUCUGGUCGUAUAGAAGAGGGGCUUGCUUGUUUUCAUUCAAUGACUUGUGAUCAUGGCAUUGUACCUGACCAAGAGCAUUAUGCAUGCUUAACCGAUCUCUUGGGUCGAGCUGGACGUUUUGAUGAAUUGAUGAACGAGCUUGAAAAGAUGCCUUGUAAAGCUGAUGGUCUGGUGUGGAAUGCCUUACUUGGUGUUUGUAGGAUUCAUGGAAACUUAGAGUUGGGCAGAAAAGCAGCUGAAAAGCUUAUUGAAUUAGAGCCUCAAUCCUCUGCAGCCUAUGUCUUUCUGUCAAGUAUAUAUUCUGCCCUUGGGAAUUGGGAGUCUGUGGAGAAGGUGAGACAUCUUAUGAAUAAGAGAUGCGUGAAGAAGGAACGGGCCAUUAGUUGGGUAGAAAUCAGAAACAAGCAUCAUGCUUUUACUGUAUCAGAUAGGUUGCACCCCUCGAAUGAGGAAAUAUGCUCCGUUUUGGAACUUUUAGCAGGGCAGAUGGAAGAAGAUGCCUAAUUACGUGAUACUGGGGGCUAAACUUCGUCAUUUUUGUUUUCCAAGUGUGUAUACCUCCAUUCAAAUUUGUAACACGUUGUUUCUAUUCUGAAGAACAGGCAGGCAUGCUGGGCCUGCUGUCACUAAAGAUCACUGCUUUCCAGAUUCCAUAAGAUGAAUAUUUACAACCGUAUUUAUAAGUUCCCUUCUUUAUUUCCGAAGCCUGAGAUAUUUAGAUAGAUGGGAUAACCUACGUUUUUCUUCAUUGUGUCAUUGUUUAUUUCCCGAAUGUUCUUCGCAUGGAAGUCAGAUUAUAUUGUUCGCUGCAUUAACCAAAUUGUGUAAUUCAUUACGAAUGCAUCCAUUUCUGGAUUUAAGGGUAGUUCUUUCUUGA
Rhododendron vialii is the source of this 2457-nucleotide messenger RNA. Its product is annotated as pentatricopeptide repeat-containing protein At2g21090. Gene Ontology annotation, biological process: RNA modification. The record is from RefSeq and is a predicted model, not a curated record. Gene Ontology annotation, molecular function: protein binding; RNA binding. The coding region runs from base 303 to 2084 and encodes 593 amino acids. The transcript has a single exon. NCBI's taxonomy places the organism in Eukaryota, Viridiplantae, Streptophyta, Magnoliopsida, Ericales, Ericaceae.